UAACACAGACUGCAUAUUUGUCUUAGACUGAAGGAUAGACAUACAAUGGCUUCAUAACAACAUACUAUUACAGGACAAAUUUAAUUUAUGCUCAAAACGUUACAUUUGGAACUGACAAACAAAUACUAGAACAUUUGCGGUUUUGAUAUUUCCAUUAAUAUCAAAUUUGGUUGGGGUUUUUAAUUUUAUCAUACACAAGGAUUUGUUGACCGUAGAAGAAAGAGACAGCAAGUAUUUCCAAGAAUGUCUUUCAGUUUGACGUUCCACUCGAUUCUCGACCACAACAUCCGCCACCUGUACAGCGGCACCCCGACGAACGUGUCGUACCGCCACUCUAAAGAGUACCCGAACAUGGACCAGCUACGACAGCAACGCGAGAACCAGUACCUGAAGGACUACGUCCUCCGGGUGUCGGAGUACCGGUCCGAACACAAGUGCUUCAUCCCGCGGGCACCGGCCUUCAAGGCCCUCUCUCAUCAGGAGGUGGACGAGAUCGUAACUAGACUAAGCAGUCAGACUGUGGCCAGCCAAGGAAUCAGCGGCACCAGUGAGAAUACGACGCUGAGCGACAAGAGAAGCAAAUACCCCAAGUACCAAGGUCAGAAGAAAGUGUCGCGGGAGGAGAUGGACGCCAUUGUAAAACGACUGAACAAACCUACCACGAUGAGCGACAUCAGAGACGUGAAGACGGCCACGGGCUUACCCGAAGUGACGGCGUAGUCUCGUCGCUUUAUUAGUGACAAAUGAGAAACGUUUGGGCAUCAUUACACAGACAGUAUUAAAAACUGAUAACAAGCGUGAUACAAAAAAACUGAAUUGUACAAGAAUCUAACCUUCGUUUUACAGAACUGGUGUUGUUUUUUCAAGCUUAGAGGUAACAGUUCAACAGAUGACCACAUGGUAAUACCGUAGGAGUACUGUUCACUUUCUUCUUUCUUUCAACUUAUUAUCGUGCUUAUAUUCAAGUAAGGUUCAAGCAUGCUGUCCUGGACACACACCUCACCUAUCUGGGCUGUUUGUCCAAGACAGUGGGUUAGUUGUUAGUGAGAGAAAAGAGGGUGUAGUGGUCUUACACCUACCCAUCGAGUCGUUAAAACUCGCUCUGGGUGGCCACGACACCAGCGAGACCGGUAAUGUUCACUGAAACCCACAACUUGCAAAAUCUGAUAAAAUAGUUCAAACAUAUCUGCACUGAAACACCAUCCUACGGUGGCUGAUUUCCGCCAAAACAAAUAAAUCACUACUUUUAGUACGGCGUUUUAAUGCCGUAAUAGGGCAUUAUAACGCCGUAUUACAGCGUUAUAAUGCCCUCUUACGGCGUUAUAACGCACUAUUACGGCAUUAUAACGCCCUAUUUUACGGCAUAUUAACGCCAUAAUUUACGGCGUUAAUUCGCAAUAAUAGUGUAUGGGGCAUAUGUAGCUA
Gigantopelta aegis is the source of this 1425-nucleotide messenger RNA. RefSeq lists its product as uncharacterized. Bases 244 to 720 code for a protein of 158 amino acids. The transcript is spliced from 2 exons. The record is from RefSeq and is a predicted model, not a curated record. Lineage: Eukaryota; Metazoa; Mollusca; Gastropoda; Neomphalida; Peltospiridae.